Messenger RNA from Aspergillus versicolor CBS 583.65, 1384 nucleotides. Its product is annotated as SMP-30/gluconolactonase/LRE family protein. Gene Ontology annotation, molecular function: calcium ion binding; gluconolactonase activity. Bases 342 to 1271 code for a protein of 309 amino acids. Lineage: Eukaryota; Fungi; Ascomycota; Eurotiomycetes; Eurotiales; Aspergillaceae. The record is from RefSeq and is a predicted model, not a curated record. Gene Ontology annotation, biological process: L-ascorbic acid biosynthetic process. The transcript is spliced from 5 exons.
CAGUUAUGGUUACUCUGAACGGGGGGGAGGUAGCUUGCCCAAAAGAGUACACAGUGACGUGGUCUUGAUGGGCCUUGUCAAGCUGCAGCAGAGACUACCCUCCCGAUGCAGUUCGAAUCCGUCUGAAGGGAGACACCUAUGUACUCUGCUAAUAUCGAGGUCAUGUGGGGGCUUGGCGCUUCUUUCCAAAUCGGCCACGCUCCAGGUGCCGCGGCGACAGUUUACUUCAUCACAACCCCCUCCCCCGUGUCUUAUAAUUGCCUCCAGCGAGUUGUCGAGUUGAUCGAUCGUUUUGGCCUCAAUCUCACCCACAGCUGUGUCGCAGCAAGAUCACUCCAGCAAUGUCUUCACUUCAGAAGUGGACGAUAUCCGAGCCGUACAUCUCAGUUUCCGGGUCUUUACUUGAAGGACCGUUUUACGACAAGAGUAGGAAUGAAUUCCGCUUCGUUGACAUCUGGGAACAAAAGUUGUACUCUUUUGACCUUACGAAAGGCCCCACGUCUUUGAAGACCGUUGAUACAUCAGAAUCCAUCGGGGUGACCGCAAAUAUAGCGAAUGCAAGCGAGGCCCAAAAGGAUCAAAUAGUUGCAGCCGCUAAAUACGGAUUUGCUUUCGUAAACCGCAAUACAGGCGAGCUAUCAUACAUCGCACGUCCUUGGGAUAACCCAGACAAGCUUCACAAAAUGCGCUUCAAUGACGGAGCGGUGGAUAGCAGAGGCCGCCUUUGGGCUGGGGCAAUGAACGACCCCAAGGUUCAAAGCCCGGUCAAUGAAGGCGUCCUUUUUCGGCUGGACCCAGACCUGAAAUUGAACAGCAUGAUUGAGGAAUUGACGAUACCGAAUGGCAUUGGGUGGAAUGAUACCAACGAUACUAUGUAUUUGACAGACUCUCCAACUGGUAGGAUUUUUGCUUUCGACUUUGACGAGAACACCGGGGAAAUCAGUAACAGAAGAGUCCAUUUCGACAUUGGGGAGCCGAAGGAGCCUGACGGUUUUGCUAUCGAUGUUGAAGGAUGUAUUUGGAGUGCUAUCUACGGUGGUGGCAAGAUUAUCCGCAUUUCUCCUGAAGGGAAAGUCAUCGGCGAAAUAUUGCUUCCCACACGAAACAUUACCUGUCCAGCGUUCGUGGGCACGGAGCUCUUCAUCACAACCGCCAAGGACGAUACCAACGAUGACCAGUUUCCAGAGUCGAUUCGCUAUGGAGGGCAUCUCUAUAGGGUUGAUGUGGCAGUCCAGGGCCAGCCGAGACACGAGUUUCGCAUCAAUCCAUGACCUCUUGAGGAUGAGCGAGAGCGAAGACUUGAUAGAUUUUGGCGACCGGGAACGUCACCAAACAAACAUUGCCAUCUGAUAGACUUUAGACGUGAAACUCAUGACAUAACACU